Molecule: messenger RNA, 3297 nt
Organism: Sphaerulina musiva SO2202
Lineage: Eukaryota; Fungi; Ascomycota; Dothideomycetes; Mycosphaerellales; Mycosphaerellaceae
Exons: 2
Coding region: 334-2880 (848 amino acids)
Cellular component (GO): nucleus
Molecular function (GO): histone H4K20 methyltransferase activity; protein binding
Source: RefSeq, a predicted model, not a curated record
CCAACUGGCCCGAAGUGUCGCGACAGAAGCAUCCACCCUCUCUCUCUGAGCGAUCCGUUCCUUGUUUGCGCCGCGCCUGGAAGCAUCGGGAAUAAUGACAUCGCAUACCAAACACGCGGUCCGGAACACAUAAGCCACCUACGCAUAAAGGAAGACACGCCCCCACGGGCCAACAUACAUGCGUGCCAAGUCGGGACUCGACUGGAAGGGUGCAGAGUGUGCGAGAAUAUAGGCCACAAGUGCGUUCAAUUCUUACGACAACACUCUCCGCUACAUUGAGUAGCGUGGAGGGGAGACCAAGGCGGAGUGCGCUGACUGCGUCUUGUCAACAACAUGGCGCCGCAGCAUGCUGCCGACCUCGAGGAUGCGCUCAACAAGAAGGGCGGCCUGAACUUGUCGCAACUGGCAAACUACGACGACUGGGCCACUGACGCGCUCGUCGACAAGGUCUACUUCUGGUCCCAUAUUCGCAAGCUCAAGGCUACCUACCAUGGUAGUCGCCAUAUUACUCAAGAGCAAGUGUGCAAGAUCUUGCAGCAAGAGGUCGUCAUUAACAAGAACGCGAAGAAGGCGCAGGAGUUGUUGUUAGGAACCAAGGGCAUCGCUUGCUUUCACCAGGCUCUGCGAACCGAAGAUGAGCGGGAACACUUUGUCCGGCACUUGCGCCAGUACAUCGAUAUGUGGCUACCGGAUUGCCCGUUCGAGGUCUGCACGACUAAUCGCUACACCAUCACAACUGCCGAGGCCAGCGUAGUGGCCCGCAAGAACAUUCGCAAGGGUGAUCAGAUCCGCUAUCUGCGCGGUAUCCAGGUCGAGAUGACGGAGCAAGAGGAGCGAGAGCUCUCGAGUGGCACUGACUUCAGUAUCGUCAUAACCAGCCGCAAGAAACGGCCUUCGCUCUUUCUCGGUCCAGCGCGCUUUGCCAAUCACGACUGUAACUCCAAUGCCAAACUCAGGACCAUGGGAGCACACGGCAUCGAAAUCAUCGCAAAGAGAAACAUCUACACUGGCGAGGAAAUUACGGUGACCUAUGGUACUGACUACUUUGGCGUAGGCAAUUGCGAGUGUCUUUGCCACACGUGCGAAACGAAACAGGUGAAUGGUUGGGAUCCACGGGGCAUGAUCCUACACGAGGAGAGCAGUAGCGAUGAUUCGGGCGCAGAUGACGAGUCGCAAUCUGUGACUCCGAAACAGCGGCGAGCAGAGAGCAGCAGAUCGAAUAAACGAAAACGCGAGGUCGAUGUCGAAGACGACGAUCCUGAUAGUGCCGCGAGAAAAAGUCGGGGUAGGCCGCGAAAGUAUCCACGACCUGACGACCAAAUCACGGAAGAUGGAGAUGAGCCCGACGAGCAUGGCAAUGUGCGCGAUGGGAGAGGUCGUUUCAAACCAAAGGGGAGCUCCUCAGCAAAGUCUACGCCUGCAAGGAGGACCAAGCCAGGCACUCCUCGCACUGUUCCUGUAAAGUCCCGGCGUUUGGCCCACAAGAAGCCAAAAGAUCCCGACGAUCCGUUAAUGGAGAGGAUCUUCCGUUUGCUCGGAGACGUCGCCGAUCGCACCGAUCGCAAGCGGCGUGGACUUGCUGCGAGUGAUCCCAUUCACAUAACGCUACCAGAAGGCUCCGAGGUGGCAAAGGUGGAUGAGAAACAAGAGCGGGACAAGGAUCAUGGCGAUGAUGAGGAGGAGGCUGAUGAAGACGACAGUGACGACAAGGUGCGAGGUGUGGUUGAAGUCAAAGCUGAAGUCACAUCCAACAACCGCACGGUGAUCCGUGGACGAGGUGGAAUGUUCGUCAGGAAGACAGCCCUGGAGAAAGCUGAAAUGCGUGAAGCAAAGGCCAGUCAGAAUACUGCUGCGGCUGGCCCGAAGUCGAAGCUCCCCUCGAUCAAUAAGGAGCGCAAUUCGUCGAGCUUGCGCAAUGUGGUUAGCGCUGACGAUUCGAUCUUCAGCAUCCCACCAUCGCCGGCAGGGCCUGAUGAUGAGCAGCCACAGAGACGUGGGCGCGGCCGACCUCGAAAGCAGCCCCGCGCAGACAACGACUCCACAUCGCCGUCUUCUAUGGGAACCGAUAACUCAUCUGCUUCGUCCCUGGCCUCCAGCGCUACAUCCUUGGAAACAUUCGCAAAUGGCAACAUCGCACAGGGCAUCUGCGACAUGCUCACCACUGAUAUUGCACCAUUGGGGCAUAACGUCCAGAACAUGCAGGUUGCAGUCACCACGACCGAGACACGGACUCGCGACACCGAGUCAAGCAGCCGAGAAGAAGAUUCUGAAACGCCUAAACAAGAGCAGACGGUCACUCGCAGGAGUAUACGAGGCGUUGUGGACGUGACCACAGCUCCUGUCACGAGUAUCGAGAAGGAGGAAGAAGAAGACGACGACGAUGGCAAGGUGCGACGCGGCGAGCCUCGCACUCCAGGAGACUACCAUUUAUGUCGUGCGCUACUUGCCACGACUUACCAUCGGUGGGUGGAGUGUCGCAAUUGUGAUGAAUUCUUCGUCCAAGAAGAGGCUUUCUUGACGCGUAUUGCAUGUCCUCGCUGUGAACGCCACAGCAAGCUGUACGGCUUUUACUGGCCGAAGACUGACAAAGAAGGCCCGCACGACACUCAAGAGCGGGUCUUGGACCACCGGACGAUCCACCGAUACAUCGAUCCCGAAGAGGAGCGCCAGGAACGGAAAGGCCGAAAGACAUUGGCGGAGCUUCUUCGCGAGAAAGAGCUCAGCGAGAGCAGAGCAAGCGAGGAGAGCGAGUCGCCUGAGCAGCCCACCAAGAUCACUCGAAGCCGCCAAUUGCGCAUCACGAGCAGGCUGGAAGAGCCCACUCCGGCGCGAAGCGAUAGCAACAGCCGGAGAGCCAAAGCUGAUCGAAUGACGAUGUAAUGUGAUAAUAUGCCACCGACGUGCCCACGACAACAGAAGAUGGCACGAAAGACACGGCUAGCGGAAAGAAAGGAGGGCAGGCUAAGAGAGAAGGUGGGUGUGCGGAUGCAUAAAUAAUAGCAUUACAGAUGGGACUUUAGGGAGGAGAAUGCUGUAUCAUUCCUCCGCACGCUCGCCGCACAGAGAGAUGCGCAUGGCAUCUUUACCGGCGAGCCGCCAGCCUCCCGUGCACUGCCAUGCGAGACGCUUGAACAAGUGGAGAAAUGCAAGCACUUCGGCUGUACUAUCUACAAUGGUCACCGCUCUUCAUCUUGGUACUGCAUGCUCGAUCUCGCGGGAGCAUAAUUAUGAGUAAACCUACCUUCUGUAUUCGUACGUAAUGUCAUUAAUGCGUGCGUGCGCGAUAUCUUAUGCCAC